UCAAAAAUUAUUUUGCUGAGAGGGUGGUUUUCCAGAAUCGGAAUCUUCAUCGAGGCAAUCAUGUUGAAGUUUACUGCCAUCGCUGCUUUUCUAACUAUAUUCGCCUCAUGCCUUCCAUGUUUGGCUUACGCAAAUGGCCCAUCCUCAUGCCCCGAACCCUGGAUCGAAUGGGAGGGCUUCUGCUAUCUCCUUAACGAUCACCCAUCCACAUGGCAAGAGGCCCAAGCCCUGUGCAUCUCCAAUGGUGGUGGCAUGGUCACCCUCAGCUCAAGGAGACAGCUUCAUUUCUUGAGUCGCCUCGUGGAAGCUGUAUCGCCCCCUGCCACGCCCAUCACAAACCUCUGGCUUGGAUGUAAGAGGGAGCGAAACCAGCCUUUCUGGUUUUGCCUCGACGGGAAACCUCUUUAUGACGUUUGGGGAGAUAAUGAACCUCAUAUUGAUGGUUCAACAUCACCUGCUGCAGUUGUCUUGAAUGCUCGAGAAGGAAAGAUGUGUGAUUCUAAUCCUGUAGAAUCCUACUACUCAGUGUGCCAUAAACUGAUAGUACCCGGAUCGUCAUCGAAAUCGAUCUCGCUUCGCUUUCACCGGGUCUUCCAGAACUUCAUCUUAAAGGGGCACUCUAUCCAUGUUACAUCACACUCCUAUAGUAUCCCAGCAUGCAGCGCGCUCUGCCUAGAUACAACGGAAUGUGUAUCGAUCAACAUCAGAGCUGAUGGAACGUGUGAAUUAAAUUCAAUGGAUUGGAGACUCGGAGAAAAUGGUGUGGUUGAGAGGGAAUUCGGCGCCCAGUAUUAUGAACCAAUUUAUCACACAUAGCCUGAAAUUUUUAUGACUUUGAAAGGAGUUAAAGGGGAGGGGCUAUAUCACUCGGGGAAAAAAUGUGAAAUUCCUAAGAAGAUGGAAGGAGUUAAAGGGGGCGAUAUAACUUGGCAAAAAUAUAGAAAUCAGACAAUGUCAGAUGAGUAACGUCAAGCUAGUUUCAAUCAAACCAGAAUAAGGAGAAAAAUAUUUUAAGCAAAAUUUUUUGUAUUAAAAUACAUUUGACGUCACAUGUGAGCUGCUCCUCGUUAUCUCAUCUGAUAUGAAUGUCUUAAUAUGUCAUUUUCAAAGAAAUUUGUAACUAUUUUACCUGCGCAUGAAAUAUAACAUCAGACAUAAUUAUGCAAUUCACAUUUUUUUUAUGAGAAACAUAUCAUCAGUUACCACGAACCAUUAAAAUUAUUCCAAUUUAUGGCAUCUAAAUUAAAAUGUAGAGUAGCUGCCAACGUAGGCCUAUGACAAUCAAAAGAGUUAAUUUAUAAAAGGCUUAAAAUGAAAUAUUAUUUUUGUUAUAGAAAUUACCAAAUUUUUGCUAAUUGUGAAAAAUUUAAUCGGUCCAAGACAUGUUUACCAACAAAUUAAUUAUUCUGAAUAAUAUAUUUUUAAGAGUGUAUAGAUCAAGGCCUUCUACCGUCAUUACAACAUACAGAUCGACGCUCCAAUUUAUCACAAUGGUGUACUCUGCCUCAGUGAUAGUUUUAAAUAAUUCUCAUUCCUUAGUGAUGGAAAGAGUUUCAACGCUCUGAACACCAUGUAAACAUUCUGGAAAUUCAAUUUCCUUUAUUUAGAUUUGCAUUUGUAUAGUAAUCAGCGAUCCGUCAAUUCUGGCAUGGAAGUAUUGAAAUAAAAAGGAGGAAUUAAUGAAACUGAUGGAUUAUUAACGUCAACGUUUGUCUAUAAUAUGUUGUCACCCGCAUUUUUUGCAGCGCACUCCCUUUCUCAAUGCCCCCCCCCCCCUCUCUCCCCCUCUCUCUCUCACUUUCCCUCUUCCAACGUAUGGUCACCCCUCCCGCCCCCUCUCUAUCUCUCUCUCUCUCUCUCUCACCCUCUUUCGACACUCACCCCUCCCUCCCUCUCCACUCUCUUUCCCUCGCUAGAAUAUUUAUCUUUACUUCUCUCAAUAUCUCUCCUUUUUCACUCCUUUCGCUGCAUGAGCAGUGAAUAGCAAUUAAGAAUUGACCAGUAUUUACAAUGAAAAAAUAUCAUACUUUGACUAAAUAAAAGAACCAAAGAGGACUGGAGACAUUCAGGCAUAUCAAAUAUAUUUUAAUUCAUAUUUGUAAGUGUAUAGCACUUUCUAUACUAUAACCUCAGUAUCAAAAUCUAACAAUAAUCUGUGAUCGGAGGCAAAUUAUAUUUAUGGUACCCAACGUCAGCAUAUGAGUUCAAUCUGAUCAUUAGAAAGUAGUAUUAAAUUAUUAAAUAUCUUCAUGAUCUAAGAACAUGUUUUUUAUUAUUAAUAUUAUUCAACAAAUGACUGAUAUAGUUACCAAAAUAAUGGCGAAUACAUGUAUUCGCGAAAGCGAGGGCACAUUUUCAACCUAUAAUAAAAUAAUGAGCAUAGCACUGAAUGUCAAUACGAGGCAUGAUUAUGAUCCUUUUGUACGGAUUUAAACGUUUAUAAAGCAAUGCACAUAGGGGCGACGCAAGGAUAUAUGAUAGAAGGUGCAAGGCGACCUUCUCACCCCCCCCCCCCCCCCCGCCAUCCCCUUGCUUGGCGUAGCCCCUGAGUGUACCGGCAAGUGCGUACCAUUUUCCAUGCCAGUAGUUGACUAUAAUAUUUCUCAGGUAGCUUGUUCAUUUCGCUUUGUAUGGAAGCCAGAAAGGGAUUUUAUUGACAGUCAACAUUUUAAUGGCGUUUUAAAUCUGGAAAAUAUCAUCAAUACUAAAUUCAUUUGAUUUAUCUAAUGUAAUGAUAUAUGAUAUUUGAAGCGG
Lytechinus pictus (painted urchin) is the source of this 2754-nucleotide messenger RNA. RefSeq names its product snaclec 1-like. The record is from RefSeq and is a predicted model, not a curated record. Lineage: Eukaryota; Metazoa; Echinodermata; Echinoidea; Temnopleuroida; Toxopneustidae. The coding region runs from base 61 to 816 and encodes 251 amino acids. The transcript has 4 exons. Gene Ontology annotation, molecular function: signaling receptor activity.